This is a messenger RNA of Periophthalmus magnuspinnatus, 2299 nucleotides long. RefSeq names its product CMP-N-acetylneuraminate-beta-galactosamide-alpha-2,3-sialyltransferase 1-like. NCBI's taxonomy places the organism in Eukaryota, Metazoa, Chordata, Actinopteri, Gobiiformes, Gobiidae. The record is from RefSeq and is a predicted model, not a curated record. Bases 635 to 1636 code for a protein of 333 amino acids. The transcript is spliced from 7 exons. Gene Ontology annotation, molecular function: beta-galactoside (CMP) alpha-2,3-sialyltransferase activity.
UGCCUCUCGUGUCCAGGCUGCGCUCGUGGAUUCAAACGCCUUUUCCAGUGCACGAGCGGACCGCGCGCUACAACUCGAGCUGCUGCUGACUUGUCCGCCUCGCGCGCUGCUGUCCUCGUGCGUGGACGGUUAUCGCGCUGUUUUUCAUCCAUCUAAACGAUCCACACGCGCGCACAGAGGAGGAGACACCGGGAGCGCAGGGGAUGCCGCGGCUUUGAACUGGACUCACCGGAGUGAGCGCGGGCAGCUCGCGCUCUCCGCCGUUACUUUGAUUCAGAGGCGCCGCUGCUUCUUCUGCUGCUGCUGCGGAGACACGAAACACCGGGACUUGAGAGUUUCUCCCCGAGUUUUUUGGGUGAAUCAUUACAGAGUGAAGCGGACAUCAGUCAUCGACCUCAUAAAGUCAACAUGUGAUUUAACUGGCACAGAUGAGACCUAUUCCUGCGGACUAUAACACGGAGAAGAAUAGCUGGAUAUGUUUAUUGGGCUGAGAAAUAUAACAAUAAAGAAAGGCGUUUGGAUUGUCAGGAUACUUUGAACUACUUCUGCAACAUGGUCAGUUUUUGGGAUUUUUUACUUUUAUCAUGAGUCUAUUUUCGUGAGUUUACCACUGAGAGACCGUGAAUGUGACACGAUGAGUCUGACCAAAAGAAGAAAAUUCAGGACAUUUGCUCUUUUGGUGUGCAUUAUAACUUUCACAACAUUCCUGUUCAGCUACACCCUUCGAGAUACCUAUUCUUCACUUCACUUUUUCAAAUACGCCUUUCACCUGUCGGACUCUAAAGGACUAUGCGCCUGCGAGCAAUGCAUCGUGGAACUGGACGACGACCCGUGGUUCGCCGAGCGCUUCAAUCAAUCCAUCCACCCACUGAUGACCAGGGACAACAGCGCGCUCUCCGAUGAAACCUAUAAAUGGUGGCAGUGGCUCCAAGCUGAACGAAACCCAGCCAACUUUACCCAAGUGGUGGAAGAGUUGUUCCAAGUCAUCCCCGAUGAGGUGCUCUACAUGGACGCCAGCCCUGAGCGCUGCAGAACCUGCUCAGUGGUGGGGAACUCUGGAAACCUGAAGGGGGCGCACUAUGGCUCACUCAUCGAUUCCAGUGACUUCAUCAUAAGGAUGAAUCAGGCUCCUACCAGUGGCUUUGAGCAGGAUGUUGGUUCCCGAACCACUCAUCACCUCAUCUACCCAGAAAGUGCCAUCGACCUGGACAACAGCACCAGCCUGGUCCUGAUUCCAUUCAAGACUCUGGACCUGCAGUGGAUCGUUAGCGCCCUCACUACCGGCACUAUUACACAUACCUAUUUGCCGGUGAUGUCCAGGAUAAAGGCUAACAAAGAUAAGGUGCUGAUUUACAGUCCCACAUUUUUUAAGUAUGUCUAUGAGUCUUGGCUUGAGGGACACGGGCGAUAUCCCUCCACUGGGUUCCUGAGCUUACUGUUCGCAGUCCACAUAUGUGAUCAGGUCAACAUAUUUGGAUUUGGUGCAGACCAAAAAGGGAACUGGCACCACUACUGGGAGGAUAACCUCUUGUCCGGAGCUUUUCGACACACGGGGGUCCAUGAUGGAGACUAUGAAUACAAUGUGACCCUGCUCCUGGCGGACAAGCACAAAAUCAAGAUGUUUAAAGGCAGAUAAUAGUGAGCCAUGUGCCUGUGCUGCGAGACAGCCUAACGAAGCCCAGCGCCUUUAAUGAUGCCUCACACCUCCACCUGCUGACACGCUUAAAGGACAUGUUCACACAAGCCCUUCUGAUCGGCUCUUUUAGGAAUCUGAGCUCCGGCCACAAGAGGAGAAUGAUGACCAUGAAUGUGUAAUUGUCAGCUUUGUGACGGGCAGAAUUGUGAUAAUUAAAAACCUAAAGAUUUUUUAAACUUUGUGAAGGGAUUGUUGUCAGAAAAAAAAAUCAUAAAAAAGGUGCACUCUGUAAUUGUCUGGUUGCUUAUCGCAGUGAUUAUGUUAUUACUUUGCCUGGACUGUUCCACAUUAUGCCUUUAAACUUGGCUAACCCCAUGGAGAUAACCAGGUAAUGCCACACAGUCAUGUUUUGAAGUGUGGUUGUUUUUUUUGUUUUUUUUAAUGUGUUUGGAGCUUUCGACCAUGUUAUAACAUUGGCUCAUCAAAAGAUGGCUGAAGACUUUUUAUAUGUCGACCUUGCUUGAGUAAUUUAGCAAUCUCUCCUGGGCCCUGUUCGAACCCUCAUUGUGGUUAGAAAUACAAGCCUGUCCAAGAUUCAACCCACAUGCCUAAGUAACCCACUCUCCCACACAGCCAUUUUUAAAAUAUAUACACAAAAGCCUG